UUUAGUAAAGUAAUUUUAGUGAUUGAUGUCAACCUAUAUCUAUCUACCAAGAAAUUUAUUUUACCGAUGCUCCGCCGCCGCCCAUUUUUCUUUUCUUUUCUCUCACUGCUUCAUCUUCUUGUGGGGUAUUUGUAGUUUUUCUCCCAUUCUUCUUCUCAGCAAGGAACCAACAGCUCGCUCUUUCUUCUUCUCCCACUUCUUAACUUACAGUCAUAUAUAACUUGUGCUGUUUGCUCUAUGCUCUGGACCUAGACGCGCUUUGACGGGGACCAGCCAGUUGAAAAUCGAUUCCCAGUAGUCCCUAGAAAUGGCUAUCUCGGAGGAUUCCACAAUCAAUUACAAAAUCUCUCCUCCAAAUUCAUAUGGAUCUGUGGUUCUUGGUGGUACUUUUGACCGAUUACAUGACGGUCACCGUCUUUUUCUCAAGGCUGCAGCAGAGCUCGCAAGGGAUUGGAUUUGGAUCGGAGUUUGUGAUGGUCCUAUGCUAAACAAAAAAAAGUUCCCGGAACUUAUACAACCCAUUGAGGAAAGAAUGCAAAAUGUCGUAAAUUAUAUCAAGUCUGUGAAGCCCACGCUGUUGGUAAGCGUUGAACCUAUCGUUGAUCCAUAUGGUCCAUCCAUUGUCGAAGAAGGUUUGGAAGCAAUUGUUGUCAGCAAAGAGACGUUACCUGGUGGAAUAUCGGUUAACAAGAAGCGAUCCGAAAAUGGCCUCUCGCAACUGAAGAUUGAAGUUGUAGAUUUAGUUACUGAGGAGUCUGGGGAUGAGAAACUGAGUUCAUCAAUACUAAGAAAGCUUGAGGCAGAGAAGGCUGCCUCUGCCUUACAACAACAGACAGAAUAGAAACACAAAACCAAAUAUUAUUACUCAUGAAGCCAACAUUACAUUAUCUUGUUUUCUGAGUAUUUAUCAAACUUAUACACAUUAUCAAUUAAUCUUUAAUAUCGAUGUCGAAUCUCUAAUUUAUAGAUAUCUCGAUAUAUUGACAGGAUAUUUUAAUCUUAAUCUUACACGCGACUUCUACACA
Cucumis melo (muskmelon) is the source of this 1025-nucleotide messenger RNA. Its product is annotated as phosphopantetheine adenylyltransferase. The record is from RefSeq and is a predicted model, not a curated record. The transcript has 7 exons. Bases 308 to 841 code for a protein of 177 amino acids. Lineage: Eukaryota; Viridiplantae; Streptophyta; Magnoliopsida; Cucurbitales; Cucurbitaceae. Gene Ontology annotation, biological process: coenzyme A biosynthetic process. Gene Ontology annotation, molecular function: dephospho-CoA kinase activity; pantetheine-phosphate adenylyltransferase activity.